CAACAGCAGCCGCAGCCGCAGCAGCAGCAGCACGUCGUGGCUAGAAAGAAGCGCUGCAUGCAGCAGCAACAGCAGCAGCCGCAGCAGGAGGAGCAGGUAGCAAGCAGUUCAAGUAGCGGCGGCGGCGCCGGCGGCAGCAAUGGCCCGGGCGACAUGCGCAGUGCCACGGACGUGAUCAGACGGCUGGGCGCGUCCUCAAUGAGCAAGGAAUUGCUCCAGGUGAGAACAUACUACAAUACAUAA
This is a messenger RNA of Gongylonema pulchrum, 243 nucleotides long. Lineage: Eukaryota; Metazoa; Nematoda; Chromadorea; Rhabditida; Gongylonematidae. The record is from the annotation of a GenBank genome assembly.